AUGGGCAUCGACAACAUCUCAAACGACCAUGAAACCGACAAGGUGAUGGGAGCUGAAGGCGAAAAGGCCCCGUACUCCCCGCCGCCGCCUUUUGAAGGGGACAUGGUGGGGGAGAUGAGUGAAGCAGAAAGGAAUAUCUACGACCACGGCAUCAACAAGUUUAGCCGUCUCGGCUGGAAGCGCCUCACCAUUGUGCUCAUCGUCGAGGCUAUUGCGCUGGGUAGUUUGUCGAUUCCUUCUACCUUUGCGACGCUGGGCAUGGUGGCAGGUGUGAUUUGCUGUGUGGGUAUCGGCCUCAUCGCCAUCUAUACCAGUUACAUUGUGGGAAUGGUCAAGUUGGCCUUCCCCGAGGUGGCAACCUAUGCCGAUGCAGGUCGGUUGCUCGGCCGUCGGUUGGGAUGCGGACGUUUCGGAUACGAGCUCGUCAACGCCAUGCUGGGUCUCCAGCUGAUCUUCCUUACGGCCUCGCACUGUUUGACCGGAACCAUUGCAUUCAUGGACAUCACAAAGAGUGGCGUUUGCUCAAUUGUCUUCGCUGUUGUCUCGGCAAUCAUUCUGCUGUUGCUUGCCAUUCCUCCCAGUUUCACCGAGGUUGCCAUUCUAGGCUACGUCGAUUUCGCCUCAAUCGUCCUCGCCAUUGGAAUCACGAUCAUCGGAACUGGCAUAAAAGCAGGAGAUUCCCCCGGCGGACUCAGUGGGGUCGAAUGGUCGGCCUGGCCUAAAGAGGGCGUCACCUUUACCGAAGCUUUUAUCGCUCUCACCAACAUCGUUUUCGCAUACAGCUUCGCCAUGUGCCAGUUCUCCUUCAUGGAUGAGAUGCACACGCCACGGGACUUUGUCAAGUCCAUCUGGGCGCUUGGCAUCACUGAGAUUUUCAUCUACACGAUUACCGGUGCUCUGAUCUACGCCUUUGUUGGCCAGGACGUCUCUAGUCCCGCCCUCACUUCGGCUGGAACGCUUUUGAGUCGUGUUGCAUACGGUGUUGCCCUUCCCGUGAUCUUCAUCAGUGGUUCGAUUAACACCGUUGUCUUCGGACGCCUGGUUCACGGUCGCAUCUUCGCCAACUCUCCGAUUCGCUUUAUUAACACGAAGAUGGGAUGGCUGACAUGGCUGGCGGUGAUUACAGCCGCAACCAUCGUAGCAUUCAUUAUUGCUGAGGUCAUUCCCUUCUUCAAUGAUUUGCUCUCCAUUUCCUCGGCCCUUUUCAUCUCUGGAUUCACCUUCUACUUCCCUGCCAUGAUGUGGUUCUUGCUUCUUCGGAAGGGUAGCUGGAGUGAGCCGAAGAACAUCGCCUUGGCUAUUAUCAACGCCUUCAUCUUCAUCAUCGGUAUGGUGGUUCUCGUCGGUGGAACAUACUCCAGCGUGGAUGAUAUUGUCAUCAAAUACGCCAAGGGAGAAGUUGGCGGUGUCUUCUCAUGUGCUGCUCCUGAGUAA
Molecule: messenger RNA, 1434 nt
Organism: Penicillium arizonense
Lineage: Eukaryota; Fungi; Ascomycota; Eurotiomycetes; Eurotiales; Aspergillaceae
Exons: 2
Coding region: 1-1434 (477 amino acids)
Biological process (GO): amino acid transmembrane transport
Cellular component (GO): vacuolar membrane
Molecular function (GO): amino acid transmembrane transporter activity
Source: RefSeq, a predicted model, not a curated record